AUGGUUGCAAAUGGGUUAACAGGAGCUGCUCUUGUAAUUGCCGGAGUUGGUCGUCUGGCAAUGUUCUACAGCAAUUACAGUGAACGGGCGAGCCGCCGGAAAUGCAUGCUUAUGCCUUGGAAUAUUCUCUUUUCAUGGGCAGAACCAAUGCAAGCAGUAUCAUUAUUUAUGGUCAGUCUUGAUCGCUUGAUUGCUUUGUCUUUUCCGCUGGCGUACUUCAAGAAAAACGGUUUCAUUGAAAUUACUGAGUGCAUUUUGCCGAUUUGCUUCUGGACCGGAUCUGUAACGUUGCUGGUAAUGGUCAGUUGGUAUUUUUCCUGGCAGGACACUAAACCCAUCUUCGAUCCCUUUUGCUGGACGCCCGACAGCCAACUGCCGUUCUUCAGACAAUUUUUCCUGCUCGUCGUCAUCACUGCUUCGAUUGGUAGCGUUCUGUUGUACAUUGCAGUGUAUGCUAUGACUCGAGAAAGUGUUCGUCGUGCUCGAAAUACUCAAAUGGGAUCGAAAGCAGCUGAUGCAUUUGAGCGCCGUCAACGUAAACUUACCAGAACAAUGAAUAUUUCAUGUGUAGUAACAAUGAUCUUUUACGUAACACCAAUGUGUGUGCGCUUUUUCAUCGGUGGCACAAUUGGUACGACAGUGAACGACUUCGUGACAGUGUAUUCGGGAAUCAGCUGCAAUUUCAAUCCACUAGCAAUCCUUGCGGCUCUGUUCAUAAUGCAGGAAGAUGUGAAAGGAGCUGUACUGAGCAGUUUACCGCACUGCUUGCAUCGGCUCAUCCCAAGUGCCGUACCGAACUAA
Messenger RNA from Gongylonema pulchrum, 801 nucleotides. NCBI's taxonomy places the organism in Eukaryota, Metazoa, Nematoda, Chromadorea, Rhabditida, Gongylonematidae. The record is from the annotation of a GenBank genome assembly.